Messenger RNA from Oncorhynchus gorbuscha (pink salmon), 1238 nucleotides. RefSeq names its product E3 ubiquitin-protein ligase TRIM39-like. The record is from RefSeq and is a predicted model, not a curated record. The coding region runs from base 41 to 643 and encodes 200 amino acids. Gene Ontology annotation, molecular function: protein binding. The transcript has 2 exons. Lineage: Eukaryota; Metazoa; Chordata; Actinopteri; Salmoniformes; Salmonidae.
CACAAAUGUCCUUUAACAGUAGUUUGAGAUAUCCAUCAGUAUGUUGCUCAUUUUCAUAACCAACAGUCUCUCACUCUAUAUUUCAGACUUUGAAACCAUCAGAAGACAUGCAGUGGAUGUGACUCUAGACCCUGAUACUGCACAUCGUAAACUCAUCCUGUCUGAUGACGGGAAACAAGUGAGACAUGGAGAACUAGAUCAGGUUCUCUCUGACAACGGGAAGAGGUUUACAAAUUGGUCCUGUGUCCUGGGAAAUGAGGGCUUCUCAGGGAAGUUCUACUAUGAGGUGAAGGUGGAGGGGAAGACUGAGUGGACUUUGGGGGUGGUCAUACAGUCCAUCAAUAGGAAUGAGAGUUUUAUACCAAUCCCUCAUAAUGGAUACUGGACUGUGGAGCUGAAGGAUGGAGAGUACACAGCUCACGCUGAUUCCCCUGUCACCUUCACCCCGAGAGAGGAGCCCCAGAAGGUGGGGGUGUUUGUGGAUUAUGAGAAGAGACAGGUCUCCUUCUACAAUGUGGAGGACAGGUCUCAUAUCUACUCUUUCACUGACUGCUCCUUCACUGAGAAACUCUAUCCAUUCUUCAACCCUGGUGAUUCAGAUAGUAUUUCACUGGUCGUCUGUCCUGUGGAUGCCACUGACUGACUGUUUUAAAUCAAACAAGGUGCAAUUGUUAUUUGUGAAAUGCUUGUUACUCUGCUAAUGUGCAGUAAAUAUACUGUAUAUAAUUUUAAAAAGUGCUGAACAAGUAGUUAUAUUGACAACAUCCGUCCGAGCUCAUUUAUGUCUUAGUGGAAAUGACGGAUUGUCUCUUAUCCGCUCCUCGUUCCACACUCACUCAACAGCCUGCCUCACUGCCUGAUAGAUAGUCAGCAGCAGCAGAUCACAUUUAAAUAUAUAUAUUUUUGAAAUGGCAUGUUGGCCGCGGUGCAAUCUAGAAGUUGAACAACCCACGACCAGUAUAUUUUCACCUGCGACAUCGUUUUCAAAGUAACCCAAUUACAGGAAUUUGCGAACAUUGCAACCCUGAGUUCAAGUGCGAAACCGAAAGUAUCCUUGGCUGUAGACCGUUGGUUGUAAUGUAGCCCAGGCGUAUGACUCUAAUGCAGCCUUCUGUUACUCUUUAAGGUCCAAUGAUCUUUAUAUACUGAACAAAAAUAUAAACGCAAUAUGCAACAAUUUCAAAGGUUUUACUGAGUUACAGUUCAUGUAAGGUAAUCAGUCAAUUAAAAUAAAUAAA